This is a messenger RNA of Ceratitis capitata (Mediterranean fruit fly), 2595 nucleotides long. RefSeq names its product G-box-binding factor (gene jigr1). Gene Ontology annotation, biological process: regulation of transcription by RNA polymerase II. The coding region runs from base 833 to 2341 and encodes 502 amino acids. The record is from RefSeq and is a predicted model, not a curated record. Gene Ontology annotation, cellular component: nucleus; transcription regulator complex. NCBI's taxonomy places the organism in Eukaryota, Metazoa, Arthropoda, Insecta, Diptera, Tephritidae. The transcript has 5 exons.
UUCUCUUCGGUUGUCGCUGACUUCUCUGAGUGCAGUUAUUUACGUCGUCAUUGUUUUGUUACUACUUUGUCGUUGCUGUUGUUGUUGUUAUAGUUGUUGUUGCCACCACAUUAUAUGGCUGUUAUUAUAUUUCGUUUUCCUUCUCCUUCAUUACUAUUUGUUCGUUGGCAUUCUUUCUGGUUUCAAAAAUUUUGAGGAGUUAAAGUUGUGCAUUGAGCAGAUUGAGUUGUUGUUGUUGGUAUUGUUGGUAUUGUUGUUUUCAUCGUAACUAUCUGCUAGACGGAACAUUUUUGUAGAAUCAGCAGGAGGCAGAUAGCUGUUGUGCGAAUCUGUGGCACAGAAGGAAUCACUUGUGCGCGCGCCAUCGCAUUGAACGGUUGUAAUCGUUCCAUUUCAUGUGCCAUAAUUGCUGUGUAUAGCAUCUACAAAACGAACGCUCGGUAGGAUCGUUAAGUUGAAUUACUAUCAUAUAUUAUAGUGUCGCUUUCUAUAGCAAAAAUAAGUUAAAUUAAUUAACACUUUUACUCUUGUGACUGCAGAUCAAUGCGGCCAGUUGCGCGCUAUUCAAUACUAGUGAAAAAUAAUAUUAUAUAGAUCUUUUUAUUGAGUGGUAAUAGUGAAACAAAAAACAAUUUUGAAUUUAAAAAUUUAAUUUCAUGUCAUAAGUUGGCUUAAAAAAACUAAAUUUAACAAAUAAUUCUGAAAAAACUGAAGUGAUCUGAAGAGAGAUAUCGCAGGACUCGGCUGAUAACAAACAUCAUGUUUGCACUAUAUAUGUAUCUAAUUAUAUGCUAGACAGUAUUUUGGUGAAAAAUUGUUCGGUAGUUCAAAAAUGAAAUUGGAAAUUAGCGCGCCAAUUAAUCAUAACGGGAAAACUUUAAAUUUUAAAGAUAUUAAUGGAUCAUCAGUACAAACAGCAAAUACCACCAUCAGUCAGGGAAACAAUACUUUCCCUACUGCUGCCACCGUGGAUUACGUAAAUUAUGAUUAUCCGCAACCAUCUAAACGUGGUCGUGGCUAUGCGCCAACGGGUGAAUUUGAUUUGAGUCUUAUACGCGAAUUUCGCGCACGUCCAGGUUUUUAUGAUCGUAAUUCUCCAAUAUUCAAGGAUAAAUUGCAAACAGCACAUCAAUGGCAGGAGAUUUCGAACAAUUUGGGUUACGAUGUUUCCUUGCUGAAGGAUCGCAUGCUACAGCUACGAAACCGUUACAAUUUAGAGAAACGCCGACUUGAGCAGCUGCGCGAUGAAAAUCCUGGCCAACAUAUAGACUCGCCAUGGCCGUUAUUUAAACAUUUGCACUUCCUCUCCGAACACAUAAGGCCGCGACGUUCUUAUAAAAGCAUGCAACCGCGCACAUCGCUUGCUGAUACUGGUGAUGAAGAUGAACAACAGCAGCAACAACAACCGCUGUUGCAGCAUGAACAACAUCUAGAGCCGUUGCAACAACAACAGCAAAGUGAACUACAGUUUGAUCCACAACAAAUGCAACAACAGCAAAAUAUGUCAAUCGCCGGCGGCGACAGGCAUGAUUCUUUGAGUGAUGGCGGCGGUACUGGUAAUGGAGAUUUAUCAGCCUUUGCGAAUGGUAUACUAACGGUUAAAAUGGAAGAACCAGAUGGUGAUGAUGCGAAUAUAGCAGAUGCUGAAUCUGGUAGCCAAAGUGGUGAGGACACACGCAGAGGACAUCCCCUGAAGUUAAGUGCCGCUUCCACUUUACUCAGCAUGCAACAACGUCAACCACAUUCCAAAUUGCCAUUUGCUAAAACAACACAUCCAUCAUCAUCAUCAUCGUUGUCCCUAAAUAAGCGUACGUCAAAAUAUAUUGCUACACCGGCUGCAAUGCCGCCAUCAAUUAAAAUACGACGCUUGGACACCAUGCAAGAACGUGCCGGUGUUCUACAUUUACAACCACGUCCUAACAUUCCUCAAAAUAACAAUUUCAAUAAUUCCAAUCAUAAUAUUGAAAACAUGAAUAGCAAAAGCAAUGCGCUACGACAAAAGGAAGCAGCUACGGUAUUGGCACCACGACCUGCAUACAAUUUACAAGUGAAUCGGCGCUGUUUAACCAAUUCUGAACAAAAGUAUGCCGCGUUUGGUGACUUUGUAUCAUCUUCAUUACUGGAACUACCCGCCACAUGCGCCCUACAGUUGGUGGAGAAGUUCACUUCGGAAGUGGUGCGUGUACUGUUGAAUAGCAAAGAGAAAAAUGCACAAGACGCUAGUGGUGAUGGCGGAGUAGCUCAACCAAGUGCAAUUCAGCCGAUAACACCGUUGCCUAGUACACAACAAUUGCAACAAAUUAAUGGCGUUGGUGUUGGUGAAACAGUGAAUGGCGUUUAAAUGUAGUACAUACAUACAUACGUACAUAGUACGUAAAUAGCUCUUACGUAUUUUAACAGAAAGAAUAUACAUAUACCAUUUAAAUAUCUUAAGUUAUUUUUUUUUUUAAUGAAUUGACUGUCUUUAAUGUGUUUUCCUACUUGUAAUGUUUUUCUGUUUUAAGUUAUUUCUUACAGUAAUAUAUUUGUGCGCAUAAUUUUAGAUCCGCUUGUAUGUGAAAUAAAGUUUUCCGCAUGUGCUUUUAAUGAAGUAAA